AUGCGCCACAAGCUCCCAAUCAAACUAUCCAAGUGUGAAUUCCAUAAGAAGGAAUUGGAUUAUCUGGGCUAUCGUAUCUCGGAGCAAGGAUUAAAAAUGGAUCCUGCUAAAGUUAAAGCUGUGGAAGACUGGCAAGCGCCCACCACCCGAAAACAAUUACAAUCGUUCCUGGGCUUUGCUAAUUUUUACAGACAGUUCAUUGAACGUUUCACCCAAAUUGCCCUCCCUUUAACGGACUUGCUCAAAACAAAAGGGAAGGGGGAGCAAGCCACUAAGCCAAUGGCUAAGCUCAGAUGGGGGCCAAACUGUCAGUUAGCAUUCGAAACACUGAAGGACCGUUUUACCACAGAGCCAAUCCUACAGCAUCCCGAUGAAAACAGGGCUUUCAUAGUGCAAGUGGAUGCCAGUGACUCUGCCAUUGGGGGGGGUCCUUAUGCAGAAAGGGGACGGUAA
Molecule: messenger RNA, 453 nt
Organism: Eublepharis macularius
Lineage: Eukaryota; Metazoa; Chordata; Lepidosauria; Squamata; Eublepharidae
Exons: 1
Coding region: 1-453 (150 amino acids)
Source: RefSeq, a predicted model, not a curated record